CCUUUUCCAGGAUACGAUAAAUCUUAAUGUACACAUGGUGCGACGACUAAAUGCGAACGUAUGAAAGUGAAGCAUUUACAUACACGCAGUCGAUAUAAAUCGCCAGUAGCUCAACGGCCUUCGUGUUGUUCGGAGUAAUACGAGAACGCAGCGAUAUUUUACUAUUAUAUGUGAUUUUGGGGCACGAGGUACUAUUUACCAAGUGAUUGAGAAAUUUAUCCGAACGAUUGGAAAAAAUGUCUGCGUCUCAGCCUGUACAGUAUAGACUCAUGAAUGAAUACACGAAAGAUAAUAAGAAUAUGCUUCAAGCAGUCAAAUACGCAAUACCUAGUGAGACUGGACUCGAUGGACCAGAUCAGGUAUUGCCUGCAGAUGUGGAUACAACGUGCGAAGCGAACGGUAAAGUUCGAAUCAAGUUGGACAGCAACAAACACGAUUCGUUUGUGCCUGUAUCGAUACCUAGCGUUUUAAUGAAAACAGCGCAAUAUUAUCCGGAUCAUAUUGCGCUGGUAUCUUGUCCAGGACCCGAUGGGAAAAGAACUAUGUACACCUAUCGGGAAUACGAACAGGCUGUGAGAACUGUUGCUAAGGCGUUCUUGAAAUUAGGCUUAAAACGAUACCACAGCGUCUGUAUAUUGGGAUUUAAUUGUCCACAAUGGUUUAUUGCUGAUCUCGCGACUAUAUAUGCUGGUGGAUUUGCUACAGGAAUUUAUACUACAAAUUCUCCGGAGAUAUGCCAAUAUUGUGCAGAAAAUAGUCGAGCAAAUAUCAUAGUCGUCGAAGAUGAGAAACAGUUGGCAAAAAUCUUGAAAGUAAAAAGCAGUUUGCCGAAUUUGAAGGCGAUUAUUCAAUACGAAGGCAUACCUACGGAGAAAGAUGUUUUAAGCUGGGACGAUCUAUUGGAGAUAGGGAAGAAGGAAUCAGACGAUAAAUUAUUAUCCACUUUGAAGUUGAUCGGUAUAAACGAAUGUUGCACUCUAGUGUACACGUCAGGAACAUGUGGGUAUCCAAAAGCGGUGAUGUUAAGCCAUGACAAUAUUUUGCAUUGUGUAAAAGCUCAGGUAUGUGACCUUAUGUUAGGUAUCUAUAUAGCGAGCACAAUAUACUUCGCAGAUAAAAAUGCGUUGAAAGGUUCAUUGCUGGAGACAUUGGCCGUAGCGCAACCGACCCUCUUCUUAGGAGUGCCCCGAGUGUGGGAGAAGUUUCAUGAAAAAAUGAUGGAGAAGGCACGCAGUAACGGCGCUAUAAAAACCUGGAUCGCUAAAUGGGCGAAAGCUCAAGGGCUUUAUUAUCACACGAAUAAGAUGAACAACGUGGAUGAUAAGCACUGGGGCUAUAUCUUCGCGAAGUGGCUUGUGUUCGACAAAAUAAAGGCGGCAUUGGGUCUGAAUAGAUGCCGCAUCUUCGCUAGCGCGGCAGCACCCAUUAAUAUAGACAUCAAAAAAUUCUUCUUGAGUUUGGAUAUGCCGUUGAUAGAAGCAUACGGAAUGUCUGAGAGUGGUGGGCCCCACACAUUAAUCGAUCUUAAGAAUUUCACCCUGCAGGGUGUUGGAAUAGCUUUACCUGAAAUGUACACAAAAUUGGACAAUAUAAACGAGCAUAGCGAAGGAGAGAUCUGCAUGGCUGGGCGACACAUAUUUAUGGGUUAUUUAAAUGCACCGGACAAAACUGCGGAAACCAAAGACAAAGACGGAUGGUUGCAUAGCGGUGAUUUUGGUAAAUUAGAUUCGAAGGGAAAUUUGUUUAUCACCGGUAGAAUAAAAGAGCUUAUUAUCACAAGUGGAGGGGAAAACAUAGCAUCAACUAACAUAGAACAAGCAAUAUUAACCGAAUUGCCGGCAUUAAGUAAUGCUUUAUUAAUCGGAGAUCAAAGGAAAUACUUAACAGUGCUCGUUACACUUAAGAGUGAUAUGAAUAAUGAUACUGGGGAGCCUUUAGAUACACUAAAUCCAGAUGUGUUGAAAUGGGCGAAAUCCAUUGGUAGUAAAGCCAAGACAGUGACGGAUGUUAUAAAUUCUCGUGAUUCACUGAUAUACGAGGAGAUUGACAAGGCAAUCAAGAGAGCUAAUAUGCAUGCUAUAAGUAAUGCUCAAAAAGUACAAAAAUUCGAAAUUCUUCCUCAUGACUUUUCAAUAUCAACUGGAGAAUUAGGACCUACAUUAAAGCUUAAGAAAUAUGUUAUUAUAAAAAUGUACAAGGAUUUAAUAGAGAAAAUGUACCAAUGAAACGAAUUGAUAAAGUACAUAUCAACAUAAUGAUUAGACAGCUAUACAUAUAGAUUAAAAAAAUAUAAAAUUCUA
Harpegnathos saltator (Jerdon's jumping ant) is the source of this 2300-nucleotide messenger RNA. RefSeq names its product acyl-CoA synthetase bubblegum family member 1 (gene bgm). Gene Ontology annotation, cellular component: membrane; endoplasmic reticulum. Gene Ontology annotation, molecular function: long-chain fatty acid-CoA ligase activity. The record is from RefSeq and is a predicted model, not a curated record. NCBI's taxonomy places the organism in Eukaryota, Metazoa, Arthropoda, Insecta, Hymenoptera, Formicidae. The transcript is spliced from 14 exons. Bases 237 to 2225 code for a protein of 662 amino acids.